UCCCUCAGCACUAUAACUGUGAGCUGUACUACACAAUACCUGGAUGCUAUUACUGACAGAAAGCUUUUUAUCGUGUUCCUUACGUCUCAUGUAGUGAGUGAGUGUUCUAGGGGUGACUUGAUUUGGUACUGGAAAAUAAAAUGUCAUUUCUGGUUGCGUGUGUGAUUAUUACUGUAAAAGGAGCAGGGGCUGCCAGGCUAUGUGAGUGGUAAGGGUUAAGUACAGGAUGUGGCAAACAAACUUUACACAACUGAGCACGGAUUUUCAGAACUGUAACGUCAAAAUGAAUUCCCCAAAUGUAUUUUAUUCAACGUAUGGCCUGCAGGUGGCGUGUGCAUGCUGCGUUGGGAGCAAAUACGCGGAAGAAGUGCGGUGAAGCCUCCCCUUCCCCUCAGUGCUCCCGGGGCUGCGGUGGGAGGGCGAGAGUGACUCAGUGCGCUGGGGCUGCUAGUCACGGUGGACUCUUGCAGUUGACGCCGGACUUAGUCCUCUCCGGCCGAACACAAACGUGCCGUCUUCUCCGGCUACUCCGGAGACAUCCAGCAAGUCCAGUCCGUGCAAUCCCUGCGCGAAAGAGCCUGAGAACAGCCAUAUUUACGUGCAAGCCCAACGUCAGAGCCGUGUAUUGACAGACUUAAAGUAAAGCAAGAAGAUGGACAGGUCAAGUCAUUGUAGUUACGUUCUUCAGCAACUGUACAAUCAAAGAGAAUGGGGAUUUCUUUGUGACUGCUGUAUUGCUAUUGAUGACAUUUAUUUUCAAGCCCACAAGGCUGUUCUAGCUGCUUGUAGUUCUUACUUUAAAAUGAUGUUUAUAAAUCACCAGAACACUGUUUCACAAAUAAAUCUCAGCAGCAUAAAGGUUAGUGCACAAUGUUUUGAUCUUAUUUUACAGUUUAUGUACUUGGGAAAAAUACUGCACCUCCCUGAAAAUUUUGAUCAGCUUAAGCAAGCAAUGAGCUAUCUACAACUGUAUGUUAUUCCUGAAUGCUUGGAGGAUAUACAGGAUGCAAAUUCUUCAAACCUAAAAUGCUCCUCUACAGCCUCUAGUAGCCAAAGUUGUAAGAUGGUUUUUGGUGUGCGUAUGUAUGAGGAACCUGCAUCCAAGAAUGUAGAAGAGCCAAAUCGCUGGGUGUCAGACCCUGCCAUAUCUGUAAAUGUGCAGCAAGAAAAAAAGCAAGACACUGGCUUAAAGCCCUCAUUCCGAAAACAAAUGUGUGAGGUUGUUAAAAAGAUUAACUCCUCAAAAGCGUCAAACUCAAGGGAGCGUGCAUCCAGGCGUUUCGGAAGGAGUUUUACUUGCGACAGUUGUGGAUUUGUAUUCAGUUGUGAGAGACUUCUGGAUGAGCACACACUAACCUGCACUAACAGGCACAUGUAUCAAAACAAAGAAGCAAGUGCUAGUGAAUCAACUGAACAAGGGUCGCCAAAUCCUAAACAAUCCCCUUUGGAAGAGAGCAGGUGUAAAGUUGAUUCAAGUCAGUCUACAGAAGAUUCCCUGUCAUCUGGAAGUACAAAACAUUUUUUGGAUGAUUUGGAGCAAAUAAAAAACACUGUAGUUGAAACUACUAAUAAUAACCCAGUUAUUAUUAAAAUUGAGUCAGAUGAUUGCUCCCUUGUAGAAAUGGAUGACAUUAAUAUUGUUAAAAUAUCGGAUAAAGAUUACUUUGAUCCGUCCGAUGUUGACGAUUUGGAAGAUGAAACUGAUGAAACUCUUAGUAAUUACUGUGUGGAUGAACAGUACAGCAAAGAGGGGAAAUAUGUUCACAUCCAAGAUAUACAACCAAAAGACAGAAAUUGCAGAAAAGGAAUAAGGUAUAUGAAUAGCAGAGAAAAUGUACCAGCAGAGGAUGGCCCUGAGACUACCUGCGAGCUUUGUGGCUUGACAGUUACAGACGAUGAUCUUUCGUCUCAUUACUUAUCUAAACACAUUGAAAAUAUAUGUGCUUGUGGAAAAUGUGGACAGAUAUUAGUAAAAGGUCGUCAGUUACAGGAGCAUGCACAGCGAUGUGGGGAGCCACAGGAGCUAAUGGAAAGCAGUUCUAGAAACAGUGAGGUUUAUGGUGAGGCUAUUGAGGAGCCUUCUGCAGUGGGUGAUAUGCUUGGUGAUAUAUGGGAUGAUAUGACUGACAGCCCAAAAAAGGAAAUUUAUAAACAUUCAGCUUGCCCCUUUCGCUGUCCCAACUGCGGCCAAAGGUUCCAGAAUGAAAAUCAGGUAGUAGAGCACAUGUCUCAGUGUUUGGAUCAUGAAGGUUAUAGACAUUCUGUUUCAGAUGAGAAUGAGCGAGAUCACAGGAGAAAGCAUUUCUGUGAUAUCUGUGGUAAAGGGUUUUACCAGCGCUGUCACUUGCGAGAACAUUAUACAGUUCACACUAAAGAAAAACAGUUUGCCUGUCAGACUUGCGGAAAGCAAUUUUUGCGAGAGCGCCAGCUUCGUUUGCAUAAUGAUAUGCACACAGGAAUGGCCAGGUAUGUGUGCUCGUUAUGUGACCAAGGGAACUUCCGAAAACACGACCAUGUCCGUCACAUGAUUUCUCACUUGGCAGCUGGGGAAACUAUAUGCCAAGUCUGCUUUCAGAUUUUCUCCAGCAAUGAACUCUUGGAACAGCACAUGGAUAUCCAUCUUUACACAUGUGGUGUUUGUGGUGCAAAAUUUAACCUGCGCAAAGACAUGAGAUCACAUUAUAAUUCUAAGCAUUUUAAAAAGGCAUAGUCAUCACAUCAGUUUCUUCAAUAAUGAAACACCUAUGGUUUUUAAUGGAGAAGACUGAUACAAAAAGUACAACUUGCUUACAUGGGUAGAAGCAGGUAUUGUUAUACACAGUAUAAGUUGGUGGGAUGUAACCAUGCACUCCUAAGUUCCCCUUUUUGUCAUAAAUACAGGCAACUAAUCAGGAGGUGGGUGCACCCUACUGAAAAAAGUCACUUCUUAAGUUACACACAGUACGUUGAAUCAUUUAAACCUAUAUCUGUGAAUAUUACUGCAUGCUCCUACAUUCAAGAUACACUUGUAUUUUACCAUUAGAAGUCCUUUAAUAUAGGAAAUGCAUAGCGGGGGCUCAUAAGUUGUUGCUGGGAGGUCUUCCCCCCACACUUGCAAUAUUUCUAGACAGUAAGUUACAUUAUAGUCAUGUUUUUCUUUUUACAUAAAAUAGUCCUGCUGUCAAUUUUAAUGUUAGAGGGUUGUACCUAAUACAUUUAUGUAUUUGAUAAGUUCAUUGGGUUGCUUGUUCUGCUUUAGCCAGGCUUUCUUAUCUUUCUCAUUCUGCCAGUUAAAUCUGUAGCCGGCAAAGCAAGCCAACAGUGCUGUACAUGUAAAUUAUGAUUUCAGAUAAAAGGUCAUAUGCAUAUAGGCAGUAACUUACCUCAUGCAUGUACAAAAUGUGAAUUUUCUUUUUUUUUUUUAAUCAAAGUUCUUACUUUAUUCAAUUUACACAUUUUCAGGCACACGUGAACACAUAAAAUUAUAUAAAUUUGGUCUUAGUUAGUAAUUGGAGAUGAAGGCUUAGAAAAGAAAUAUGUUUUUCUUAAAAGGGAUAUAAUGUUUGUGCAUUCAGAUGUAGUAAAUCAGUAUAGUAUGACAAUAAUGCAGAUUAUAUAUGCACACUUUUCAACCUCUCUGGGAACUUUUCUCAUACAUCGUAGAGCUCCAUGAUUUAGGCAAGUAUAGCUACUGGGAAAAUAUUAUAUAGUAAAUAUUUCAUAACUGGGUAUGUCUAAAUCAGAGUUGUCUGUUAUAAUGUAAAAGGCUGCAUAUUAUAUGUAUUAUAUGUUUUAUAUGUCAAAAUUGUAAUACAUAUAUAAGAUACAUAUAAAGUAAAGGCAAGUUUGUACCCCUAAUAGUCACAAUGUUGUUGGACAAAGUUUCUGUUAAUGUCCUAAUAAAUGAUAAGCGACACUGACAACCCAGUGUACUAAACUAGUUUAA
Xenopus tropicalis (tropical clawed frog) is the source of this 3925-nucleotide messenger RNA. It is a transcript of the gene zbtb1, whose product is annotated as zinc finger and BTB domain containing 1. The transcript has 2 exons. Lineage: Eukaryota; Metazoa; Chordata; Amphibia; Anura; Pipidae. The record is from RefSeq and is a predicted model, not a curated record. Bases 653 to 2710 code for a protein of 685 amino acids. Gene Ontology annotation, cellular component: nucleus.